Messenger RNA from Mus pahari (shrew mouse), 5148 nucleotides. RefSeq names its product ring finger protein 17 (gene Rnf17). The coding region runs from base 5 to 4927 and encodes 1640 amino acids. The record is from RefSeq and is a predicted model, not a curated record. Lineage: Eukaryota; Metazoa; Chordata; Mammalia; Rodentia; Muridae. The transcript is spliced from 37 exons.
AGCAAUGGCGGCAGAGGCUUCGUCGGCCGGGCUGGCUUCCUGUCACCUAGUGGAGAGUAAGAGUGGAGCGCAGGGUGCUUCGGGGUGCCAGUGCACUCAGUGUGGAAGGAAGGUGUCCGUUGUCUCCGGUCACCACCUCAAGUUUCCAUGUGGACAUGCCUUUUGUGAGCUGUGCCUGUUAGCACCUCAAGAAUAUACCACAAGUAAAUGCACUGACUGUGAGGUUCAUACAACUGUCAGUAUUAAUCAAGAUCACUACCCAGUAGAUGGAUUUAUUAAAGAAGAUUCCUCGCUGGAAGCAUUGCAACCUAAAAUGGUAAAUAACUGCUCUUCAGAUCUUGAAAAGACAGUGGACCAGCUAAUUAAUGAUUUAGAACAUUCAUCCUCCAUACAUAGGAAUGUUUCAAGCCCAUCAGCUGUAAUGUCGGAGACAGAAGAAAUUGAUGAAGCACUGAAGAUAGCAGGCUGUAAUUUUGAACAAUUAAGUAAUGCUAUAAAAAUGCUUGAUACCACACAAGAUCAAACAAGACAAGAGACACACAGUCUAACAGAGGCUGUGGAGAAACAAUUUGAUACACUUCUUGCUUCUCUUGAUUCCAGGAAAAAGAGCUUGUGUGAAGAACUUGUAAGGCGUACAGAUGAUUAUUUAUCAAAAUUAGUAACAGUUAAAAGCUACAUUGAAGAGAAAAAAAGUGAUUUGGACGCAGCUAUGAAGAUAGCAAAAGAACUCAAAUCUGCUCCUUCCCUGAGGACCUACUGUGACCUGACUCAGAUUAUCCGGACUUUGAAGUUAACAUUUGAAAGUGAAUUGUCACAAGUUAGUUCCAUAAUUCCAAGGAACCCCCCCAGGUUGAAUAUCAAUUGCAGUGAGGCUAUCUGCAUGUUCAGCAGUAUGGGAAAGAUUGAAUUUGAGGACUCAACAAAAUGUUACCCUCAAGAAAAUGAAGAUUCACAGAAUGUUAAAAAGAAAUUUAAUAGUAAAAAGGAACUCUGUUGUGAUGUAUACUCAUCACUAGAAAAGGAAAAGGUAGAUACUGCUGUCCUGGCUGAUGAAGCACCUGAACCUCCUUUGCAAGCAGAGGCCCCUGACAGGCAUUUAGACGGGAAAAACAAGCAGCCAACGAGAGAGAUGGUUGUGGUGUCAUCUCCUAAGACUAUCGCUGUACUGCCUCAACUGGGAUCCAGCCCUGAUGUGAUAAUUGAAGAAAUUAUUGAGGAAAACCUAGAAUCAUGCUUCACAGAUGAUCCUAUAGAGACUUCUGGAUACCCAAAAAAGCCCCCUCAGAAAGAGCCGUCUGCUCCUGUUGGAUCAAAAGCAGGUUGUCCAGAGCUAGUUUUUGUAAGUCAUGUAAUACAUCCUUGCCACUUCUAUGUACGGAAAUAUUCACAAAUAAAAGAUGCAACAAUAUUGGAGAAGAAGAUGAAGCAAGUUUGCAAUAAGAGCUUACACCUUGAUCCUUCAGACAUUUUGGAAUUAGGUGCAAGAAUAUUUGUCAACAGUAUUAAGAAUAGAAUGUGGUGUCGAGGAAUUAUCACUGAAAUAAUCCCAUCAAAGACUAAAAAUAUUAGAAAACCACGUAGUCCAACCAAAUUCUCAGUCUGUGAAAUUUCACUAAUACAGAUAUUCAUGGUAGAUUUUGGAAAUUCUGAAGUCCUGAUCAUCACAGGAGUUGGUGACACACAUGUGGGACCAGAGCAUGAUAGUGAGCAGCAUAUUACACUAAGUGACUUCUGUCUGCUUCUAAGGAAGUCUGAACCAUAUAGUGAAGAACUGUUGAAAGACAUCCCACAUUUAGCACACCUGUGCUCCUUGAAAGACAUCGUUCCAUACAAUUCAACUGAGGGCUGGGAAAAGGAGGCAAAAGUGGAAUUUUUGAAAAUGGUAAAUAAGAAGGCUGUCUUAAUGAAAGUUUUUGGAGAAGAAGAUGAUGUCCUUAUUGUAGAUCUUCAGAAACCACCAACAAAUAAAAUCAGCAGUGAUAUGCCUGUGUCUCUCAGAGAUGCAUUGGUUUUUUUGGAACUGGCAAGGUUUAGGUCACAAUCACCAAGAAGUCACAGUGAAAAAAAUAUAACUUUAUGCUAUCAUCCACCCAUUUUGCCUGAAGAGAUGACUGAAGUUUCAGUCAUGGUUUGCCAUAUAAAUAGUCCUACUGAUUUUUAUCUUCAGCUGAUGGAGAACCUGGACUUUUUAUCUCUUUUAAAAACAAUUGAGGAAUUCUAUAAAGGUGAAGAUGGAGAAAAUCUGGAAAUCCUUUGUCCUCUUCAGAAUCAAGCCUGUGUAGCUAAAUUUGAAGAUGGAAUUUGGUAUCGUGCAAAAGUGAUCGGAUUGCCUGGACAUCGGGAAGUAGAAGUUAAAUAUGUGGACUUUGGUAAUACUGCAAAAAUAACACUUAAAGAUAUGCGGAAAAUAAAGGAUGAGUUUUUGGAACCCCCAGAGAAGGCAGUUAAAUGUAAACUGGCAUAUAUUGAACCAAGUAAAAGAUCGCAGUGGUCCAAAAAGGCUAAAGAAAAAUUUGAAGAAAAGACUCAAGAUAAAUUUGUGACAUGUUCUGUUAUUAAGAUUCUGGAAAAUAAUGUGCUCUUGGUUGAGCUUUUUGAUUCUCGAGCUCCUGGAAAAAGUGCUAUUAGUAUUAAUGACCAGCUCGUGAAAGAAGGCCUAGCAUCUUAUGAAGCAGGAUAUACCCUCAAAGAUAAUUCUAAAAAGCAUAUUGAAGUAUGGGAUCCUUCUCCUGAAGAAAUUAUUUCAAGUGAAAUAAACAACUUAAGUCCUUUAUCUGUAAAAUCUCUACCUAAUGAGGAUUUCCAGUCAUUGUAUAACAAGGAGCUGCCUGUGAACAUAUGUAAUGUAAUAUCUCCUGAGAAGAUUUAUGUUCAAUGGUUAUUAACAGAAAACUUACUCAAUAGUUUAGAAGAGAAGAUGGUAGCAGCAUAUGGUCACUCAGAAUGGAAGCCUGUUAAGUGGGAGUGUGAUAUGCAUUGUGCUGUUAAGGUCCCAGCUAAAAAUCAGUGGCAAAGAGGCCAGAUCAUCAGAAUUGUUACAGACAAACUGGUAGAGGUCUUGCUAUAUGAUGUCGGUGUUGAACUAGUAGUGAAUAUUCACAGCUUAAGAGAACUUCAAGAAAAUCUAAAGACAAUUGGAAGAUUAUCUCUGGAAUGUUCACUUGUUGAUAUAAGGCCAACUGGUGGAAGUGACAAGUGGACAGCAACAGCUUGUGACUGUCUCUCAUUGUACCUCACGGGAGCCAUAGCAACCAUAAUCUUACAGGAAAGCAACACAACGUGGCCAUUACCUGUGAAAAUUUUCUGCCGAGAUGAAAAAGGAGAACGUGUUGAUGUUUCUAAAUAUUUGAUUAAAAAAGGUUUGGCUUUGAGAGAAAGAAGAGUUAAUAAAUCAAGUAACGGCCAUUCACCUGAGAAGUCUCUGGAAAUACCCCUGGAGCAAGGAGAUUCGGUAGUUACUAAGUGCUUUAAAAUUAACGUUGAUACUAACAAGAAACUUGCUGAUAUAGUCAAUGAACAGAAAGUACCUGAUUCUAAGGAAAAAAAAUCAGAAAGCAGAAGCACCGGCUGCUAUAGACCACCAGCUAUUCCUAAUACGAGUUCAUUUGAGGCAAUAGUGAGCUGCAUUGGUGACGAUGGAACUAUAUUUGUAGUGCCUAAAUUAUCAGAGUUUGAGCUCAUAAAAAUGACGGAUGAAAUUCAGAGUAACUUAAAGUGCCUUGGUCUUUUGGAGCCGUAUUCCUGGAAAAAGGGAGAACCUUGUGCAGUGAGAGGAUCCGAUACUUUGUGGUACCGCGGCAAAGUUAUGGAAGUUGUGGGAGGCACCAUCAGGGUCCAGUAUUUAGAUCAUGGGUUCACUGAGAAGAUUCCACAGUGUCAUCUGUAUCCUAUUUUGCUAUAUCCUGAUACACCCCAGUUUUGUAUUCCCUGUCAGCUCUAUCAGACUUUACCGGUUGGGGAUGCCUGGCAGCCAGAUGCCAUAGAGCUGCUUCAGGAGCUGCUUUCAAAGAGAGAGGUGGACAUUCACAUUAUGGAAUUGCCUGACAAUUCAUGGGGGAAGUUGGCUGUCCAUCUCUAUUUUGAUGGGAUGUCACUUUCUUAUUUUAUGGCCCAUCAUAAAUACUGUAUUUUUGAACAUACCGAGGAGAUAUUUAAAGAAAAACCAAGAGGUCAGAAUAAAAUGUAUGAAGAUAAAAACUGGAAAAUAAGAUUUGAGGACUUGCUUUUGCCUGAAAUGGAGGCUCCCGUUUUACCACCAUAUCUGUCUUCACUUCUGCCUCCACCAGAGGAGCUGUAUGCUGUGCAAGUGAAGCACAUUGUCUCACCGGAUGAAGUGUAUAUUUGCCUUGACUCUGGAGAAAGCUGUACUCAGUUUAACCAUCAUGGUGACGCAGAUGACAGUGGAGUCAGCUGGGAGUCAGAGUCAGAGAACCUGGAGGAAGCGCUGCAGAGAUUUAACAAGAAUGUGGAGACCUUUCCUCCCCUGACGGAUUUUAGCUCAGAGAUGCCUUGCCUUGCAGAAUAUGCUGAUGGUUUAUGGUAUAGAGCAAAGAUUGUUUCCAUUAAAGAAUUUAACCCUUUAUCUGUCCUGGUACUGUUUGUUGAUUAUGGUUCCACAGAGAAGUUGACAAUAAACAGACUCCGUCAAAUUCCUGUUCAGCUUAUGCAGUACCCAGCCCAAGCCAUAAAGGUGCUCUUGGCAGGGUUUAAACCUCCCUUAAGUGACUCAGGAAAAACAAGAAUACCAUACUGUCCCAAGUGGAGCAUGGAAGCCUUGUGGACUAUGAUAGACUGUCUCCAAGGAAAACAACUUUAUGCUUCUUCUGUGGCUCAGGCACCAGAACAAAUAGUGACAUUAUAUGAAGAUGAACAAUACCCAGUUCACAUGUCCUUGGUAGAAAUGGGUCUUGCAGAUAAAGAUGAAUGAUGUGCACAAGAGCUCCUGCAGCUGUCCAGAAAAAAAGGUUUCUGUUAGAUCUGUACCACUUCAGGUUUGAUUUUAACUUGUUCUGCAGUGGUAUCAGUUUUUUCCUCCUUUAGUCUUACUUGGUAAAUUGUUAAGAAAUGGUGUGGUGAAAAGUUUAAUAUUUUCUUUAAAACGUUUUUGUUUUUACUGUCCUUUCAAAAUAAAAUUUAGUCAUAUAGAAA